AUGGAUCUGGGACUCACAGGGACAUUACUUCUCGUCUCCUUUAUAACUCUCCUGUUUUACCUUGUAAUAUGGAGAGAGAAAAAGAAACAAGGGAACCUGCCCCCGGGUCCCACACCACUUCCCUUGUUGGGGAACAUGCUGCAACUUAACCCAGCGGAAACUCCUCGCUCUAUGCUCCAGGUGGGUAUCAGUCUACAGCAAGAGGAGUGAAUGCAUGGAAUAGGAUUCCAGUAGAGGUGGUAAACAAUAACAAACCAGAAGUGAUAAAGUUACAAAGUAGCUGCUGGGAUUACGUGGGGUUAGAUGAACAGAUAUGUUAAUAAAGUGCAAAAUAACUAGAAGGAAUCUGUAAAGUAAAUUGACAGGUGUACGAAUAUCUCUUAAUCGCUCAUAUUAGAUCUAUUUAAACACCUUGACUACAUGUUACAAAUACAAUGUGCAAAUGGCAAUGUGUUAUUUUAACACAAUAUUUAUAAUAUUUUUAUGUUAAAUAUUUCCACGUAUAUUUCUUUUCACUAGCAUAGUUGUACAAUCAUAUUUUGUAUAUUGAUGUUAGAGCCCAAAUAAGAAAAGAAACGUGGAACAAUCAUUAAGGCAAUUUUGUUUUAUAACAUCCAUUUCAAUCUUAUGAUUAUUUUUAAUGGUAGCUGAUUGACAUUUGACUCUGUGUGUUCACAUAUUAGCAAUGGGGCAAGUCAUGCAUUUUUCAUGUUAAAUAUAACCCUGGUCUAAAAAACACAGAUAGAAAGAAUAUGAGUGACAGACAGACGUACAGAAGGACAGAUCUAGCAGAUCCAGGUUAUGGAAUGCUUAGAUUUAUAGAAUCAAAGUUUGUCAUUUGGCCCUGGGGCACUUCUGCUUAAAAUGAAAAAUAAAAACAAAAAUAAACUCUGAUUAGCUAUUAACCCCUUAAGGACUGAGCCAAAUGUACACGUUGUGAUCAAAACAAAACGUAAACAAAAAAAAUGAAUUUGCGCUAUAUGUCUGUUCAGGCGUAAUUCGCCUCUUUCAUAUUAUGUGCACCCACACUUAUUAUAUAUCAUUUUAUUCAGGGGAAUUCAUUUAACAUCAAAUAUUUAGGUAUGAAACAUAAUUUAAUAUGAAUAAAACAUAAAGAAAUGGGAAAAAAUAAAAAUGUAAACUUUUUUUUAGUUCUACGUGACAUUUUAACUGUGAGUGUCAUAAUACUGUUUAUUUUUACUGCAAUAAAAUACACAUAUUUGUAUUCAGUGAUGUCUCACGUGUAAAACAGUACCCCCUAUGUACAGGUUUUAUGGUGUUUUGGGAAGUUACAAGGUCAAAUAUAGCAUGUUACAUUUUUCAGUUUUUUCACAUUGAAAGUCGCCAGAUUGGUUCUGUUGCCUUUGAGACUGUAUGGUAGCCCAGGAAUAAGAAUUACCCCCAUGAUGGCAUACCAUUUGCAAAAGUAGACAACCCAAUGUAUUGCAAAUGGGGCAUGUCCAGUCAUUCUUAGUAGCCAUUUAGUCACAAACACAAAGUUAGUGUUAAUAUUUGUUUGUGUGGGAAAAAUGCAAUAAACUAAUUUGAAUGCCAAUUUUGGCCAGGAAAGCUGAACUGGAUGUGUCCUGGACUUUGUAUACCCCAGAGAAGACUGUGGUUACCGUAAGAUCUGUGACAAAAUCCUACCUAUAUUAGAGAUGAUUUGUUACAACAUAUAUAGUUAUUAAAUAUAUUAAAAAUUAUUACUAUUUACCUCUACUAAUGUUUCCUUUUUUUGGUCACUUUUCACUGGAUCUGGGAAUAAAAUCAUUAAUGCAGUGGCUAUCCCCGAGCCAUCAAUCACUUGUUUUUAGUGCCACGGAUGGAACUCUCAACCACAAAUCCACCAAACAUGCUUGUCCAUUGCGCAAAAAUGAUUAUUAUUAUUAUGUUAUUAUUUAUAUUUCGCAAAUUCUGCAGCGCUUUACAGUGGGUGGACGAACAAACGUAGUUGCAACCAGACAAACUGGACACACAGGAACAGAAGGGUUGAAGGCCCUACUCAAUGAGCUUACAUGCUAGAGGGAGUGGGGUAAAGUGACACAAAAGGUAAGGAUAGUAUUAGACUAAUGACAGUUGCAAGAGAGGAAUCAGUCGGGAGCGAUUAACAGUUUAAUUGAUACGCUUUUAUGAAGAAGUGGGUUUUUAAUGAAAUUUUGAAGGAUUGGAGACUGAGUGAGAAUCUAAUGGAGGAGAGAAGUGAGUUCCACUGGAAUGGUGCAGCCUUUGAGCAGUCUUGAAGGCGAGCAUCAGAGGUGGGAGUAAGGACAGAAGAUAGACGUAAGUCUUCAGCAGAGUGUAAGGGCCUAGGCGGGACAAACUUGUGUAUUAGGGAGGAUAGAUAGGUGGGAGCAGCAUUAUGUAGAGAUUUGAAAGCAAGAACCACAAUUUUAAAUUGAGUACUAUAUCUUACAGGAAGCCAUUGUAGGGACUGACAGAAGGGUGAGGCGUAGGAGGCGCGGGCGGACAGGAAGAUGACCAUGUGGACUGUAAUGGCGCAAAGAACACAUAAGACCACUGAGAAGCGGAUUACAGUAGUCAAGGUGAGAAAGGACAGUGGACCAGCACCUUAGUCACAUCUGCCAUUAAUUAGGGUCUUAUGCGCGCAAUGUUUUUAAGAUGGAAGUGGCAGGAUUUGGCGAUAGACUGAACAUGAGGCUUGAAGGAGAGGUUGGAGUCAAAGUGAACACCUAGACAGCGAGCCUGCGUCGUGGAGCUGAUGGUAGCACCGUUGACUUGGAGGGAGACAGACAGAGGAGUAGCAACACUUGAGGGAGGAAAGACCAGAAUUUCAGCUUUGGUCAAGUUGAGUUUAAGGAAGUGGGCAGCCAUCCAGUUAGAAAUAGCAGAGAGGCAGUCAGAGACACUAGUCAAGAGGGGCAGGGAGAGAUCGGGAGACGACAGAUAGAUUUGCGUGUCAUUCACAAAGAAAUGAUAUUGGAAGCCAAAGGAGCUAAUGAGUUUACCAAGGGAGGCAGUAUAGAUAGAUUUGUUUCAUGAGUCUACAGUUGUGCUCAAAAGUUUGCAUACCUUGGUAGAAAUUGUGACAUGUUGGCAAUGAUUUUAAAAAUAUGACUGAUCAUGCAAAAAAAUAUUAUUUUUAUUGAAGGAUAGUGAUCAUAUGAAGCCAUUUAUUGUCACAUAGUUGUUUGGCUCCUUUUUAAAUCAUAAUAAUAACAGAAAUCACCCAAAGGGUCCUGAUCAAAAGUCUGGUCUUGUUACAGACACACACGAUGACACAUACAGGUUAAAAUGGCAAUUAAAGGUUCAUUUUCCACACCUGGCUUUUUCAAAUUGCAAUUAGUGUCUGUGUAUAAAUAGUCAAUGAGUUUGUUAGCUCUCACAUGGAUGCACUGAGCAGGCUAGAUACGGAGCCAUGGCAAGCAGAAAAGAACUGUCAAAAAACCUGCAUAACUAGGUAAUGGAACUUUAUAAAGAUGGAAAAGGCUAUAAAAAUGAUAUCCAAAGCCUGAAAAUGCCAGUCAGUACUGUUCAAUCACUUAUUAAGAAGUGGACAAUUCAGGGAUCUCUUGAUACCAAGCCAAAGUCAGGUAGACCAAGAAAGAUUUCAGCCACAACUGCCAGAAUAAUUGUUCGGGAUACAAAGAAAAACCCACAAGUAACCUCAAGAGAAAUACAGACUGCUCUGGAAAAAGAGGAUGCGGUUCUUUCAAGGAGCACAAUACAACAUGUGAAAAAAUAGAGCUGCAUGCCCGAGUUGCCAGCCACCAAUGCCACAAACAAGCCAGGCUACAAUAUGCCCAACAACAACUUGAAGCAUGGUGGUGGCUCACUGAUUAUUUUUUUUUUCGGAGGGGGGUGGGGGGGAGAGAGGGGCAGGGGGUGAUCUCUAAAGGCAUGGGGAAUCUUGUGAAAAUAAAUGGCAAUUUGGUGGUUCAUGCCAGACCAAAGACUUUGCAUGACGUGGAGGCAUUUUGACAAGAUUAAUGGGCAGGUAUAACACUUUCAAGUAUUAGGGGCCUCAUAGACAACUAUUACAUAAAACUGCAUGCAGUCAUUGAUGCUAAAAGGGGCAAUACACAAUAUUAAGAAAUAGCGGUAUGCAGACUUUUGAACAGGGGUCAUUUUACUUUUUUCUUUGUUGCCAUGUUUUUAAAAAAUUUUAUUGUGCCAUUCUGUUAUAACUUACAGUUGAAUAUGAAUCCCAUAAGAAAUAAAAGGAAUGUGUUUUGCCUGCUCACUCAUGUUUUCUUUAAAAACUGUAUAUGGAGGUUUGGAAACUGGGGAUAUAUCACCUCACAUCUAUAUAUUUGGAAUUAAUUUAUGAAUGUGCCACUUCUGGUUUUAUACAUAGACAGUUUUUUACUUUUGCUUUCAGAACCUUAAAUAAUACAACUCAGACCUGAAUCUGCUUUUUUUUCACAGUUGAGUGAGAAGUACGGACCUGUGUAUACACUCCAUAUGGUUGGUCAGCCUGUCGUAAUAAUCAUCGGGUGCGAGACUGUAAAAGAAGCUCUGGAAGAGAACGGCGAUGCAUUAAGCGACAGGGGGAGAAUAGACGUGAUUAAUAUUCUGUUUAAGGAAAGUGGUAAGAAUCAAAAAUAGCAUUUACCUGUAAAUAAUGUUUGCCAAAAAACAAACAAAAAAUGAACAACUAUAUCAAGGUGAUAUAAAAAUAUAAAAUAGUACUUGUUAAUCACCGUGAAAGGAUGUGCGAUGGAGGCAAUUUACAAAUACCAUUAUCAAUAGAUUAUUAUUAUUAGAUAUUCCAGUUAUUAAAGACUCAACAGCACACAUUGCAUGCUAAUAGAGUGUAUAGGGAGGUACCUUGUAGCAUAUAGUUACAUUCUAUAGGAAUACAUGCAUCUCUAAUGGAGGUGUUAUGUACUUACAUAGUUAUAUAGGCUGAAAAGAAGACUUCAGUCCAUCAAGUUCUGCCUUUCACAAUUCUGUAUUACUGUUCGUGAUACAAAAGAAGGAGAAAAUCCCAGCUUGAAGUGAUUUAUAAUUUUGCUUCAAAUUGGAAAAAAAUCCAUAGUGAAUCCAAAAUGGCGGUCACAUUUCUUCUUGGCUCAACAAACUAAUUUUUCUAUCUCAAUUUAGAUUUUUCAAGCUAAACUGGAGAUGUAUUUAAUUAUGAUUGCAGGAAUUAUAAUGACAAAUGGAGAGACAUGGAAGACGAUGCGUCGAUUCUCUCUCAUGACCUUGAGGAAUUUUGGAAUGGGGAAGAGGAGCAUUGAGGAAAGAAUUCAAGAGGAGGCUCAAUUGCUUGCAGAAGAAUUUAGAAAGUGCAAAGGUUGGUGAAAACAUUAAAGGAUCACUAAAGUGUCAGGAAAACAAAGAUGCCCCCACCCUCAGGGUCCCCCUGCCUUGGCACUGAAGGGGUAAAAACCCCUUCAGCCACUUACCUUAAUCCAGCGCUGGGCUCCCUCGGCACUUGUGACCUCUCCUCCCUGUCUGACGUCAUCUCCCCUGUCCGACGUCACUGGAGCCUAAUGCGAAUGCGCGGCAUCUGUCGAAUGCGCAUUCAAAGUGUCCAUAAGAAAGCAGUUCUCAAUGCUUUCCUAUGGACGCUCUGAGCGAUGUAGGCGAAAUGCAUCGUCCAGCGUCGCAAAUGCGCCUCUAGAGGCUGGAUUAACCCCAAAUGUAAAUAUAGCAGUUUCUCUGAAACUGUUAUGUUUACAUGUGAAGCGUUAAAACCUGAGGGACCUGGCACCCAGACCACUUCAUUGAGCUGAAGUGGUCUGGGUGACUAUAGUGUCCCUUUAAACAAAUAAUAAUAAUUGAAUAAUAUCUAGCAGGUUUUUUUUAGUUGAAUUCUACUAUAUAAAUGAUAAUGCUUCACUAUUUUCCAAAGACAGACAGGCGUUGUGGAAUGAUGUACUGUAAGUGGAUUAAUGUUCUUGCAGCCUCUUGCUUCUCUUGUAGAACCCGUCUUGGAGAAGCAGCAAAAAUCGUCAUACAGGCACAUAUUUUGAAUAGAUAUAUUUGCUAACAUGAUAGUUACUUUAACUGUGUAUAUUUAAUGGAAGCUGACCAGCCACAUGUUUUGUGUGUUGCAGAGACUCUUUAGAUGUAAAUGUGGUAUUUAUAUGUUGCAUAAAAUUAAAUGUAGGAAUACACACCUCCUUAUCCUGUAACUGAACACCAACACCAUUCAUUGUUAUAAGCUCUGUCUGUUACAGAGAGGAGGAAAAUGUGGGAUACAUAUCAAAGUAUUCUGAAAAGUGACAUUCUGACAUUAUUUUCAUAUUAGAGUGUGCCUCAUAUAUCAACUGGUUAGACGAGAGGUAACAUCAUUGAAGACAAACAUGGAAACUCUAAUUUGCAAAAAAGGAGAAUUUUUUUUUACAAGGUUACUUAAAAUCAACUAUCUUAGCAAAACAUAUGAGAAUUCAGUUCUACCAUAUGGCUAUGAUGUGUUAAUCUCACCAAUACAUCACAGUACCCCAAUAUCGGUGGGUCCUACACUAAUUUUAACAUGGGAGAUAUACAUGCGAACUGCAAUGCAAACUGCUAGAAUUUUUCCAAAGACUCUACUCAUUUUAUGCUUAACUGUGGUCACCUCCAAAGGGGCACCUAAAGUAGAUGGGUGGGCUGCUUAGUUCAAAAGGUAUCUGGUCUGUAUUCCAACUAUACAUUAAAAAAGACAAUUUGUGGAACACCCAGAACAUGCCUUUAUAAGUAGUUGUGCUGCCGUAAAGACCAAAAACCCUGGUUUGAACCCUGGAACGCCUCAUUAGCAAGUGUCCUUGGGCAAGGAACCUAAUGAUAUAUAUACCCACCUACUUCAACUCCUGAUAGAAUGUAAGCUUCUGUGAAAUAUGCUAUAUGCUAUAUAAAUGCUCAUAUUAUUAUUUAUUGAAGUAAUGGUUCCCAAUAUAAUAAGUUCUCAGAAAUUUCUAUUUCAGAAGGCUAGCAUAUUCAGAGCAGUUAUAAAAUUAAAAGUGAAACGGAACAUUUCUGUAGUAUAAAAUGUUGGAAAGUUUUAAAAAUCUGUUGUGAUACUAAAAAAAUUGCAUUUAUUGAAAAAUGAAUGUUUAAGCCCCCCAAAAAAGCAACAGAUGAAAAAGAAAAGCCAACAGAUUUCACACAGUGUACCAAAAAUCUGGGACACUUUGAUAAAUCGAUAACAAGUCCAUUAACAACAACAACAACAAAAAACAGACACUAAGAUCUGAUAUGGUUACAAGGGUAAGGCUAAAAACUACUGGCUAAGAGGUGCGAGUGAAAACACACACAUAUAUAUGUUGUUUUGUCCUGAUGAAAGCUCCAUGUGGGAGCUGAAACGUUGACUUUUUAAAUGGAUUGAAUAAAAGCUAAAUUUUAUUUCAAAAUCUCUAUAAAGUCCUUGGAGUGCGGUCAUUUCUGCUAUGUCUAUAUAUAUAUAUAUAUAUAUAUAUAUAUAUAUAUAGUGUUUACAGUCUGCAAAACCCACCGCUCUACCUUGGGAAGAGUAAGGGAAACAAAUCCUUAGCCUUAGUCCUAAAUAACAAACUGCCAGGAAAAAUAGUAAAAAGGUAUCUCCACUAAACAACUGCUUUGGACCAAUUGGAAAUACAAGUCCUAGAGAGAGCUCUUGAUGUAGGUGUAAUAUAACUUGGAGGUAAAAAUGUGUAAGGGUGAAAGAGUAAAUGGUAUUGGUAUUAAUUCCAUCAUUCUCAUAACAGACAUUCCGUUUGACCCAAUCCAUCUGCUGGGACAAGCCGUGUCCAAUGUCAUCUGCUCUGUGGUCUUUGGAGAGAGAUUUGACUACGAAGAUGAGAAUUUCAAAACGCUUCUUUCAAAUAUUAGAGAAAUCUCGAGACUGAUGAAUUCGAAGAUUGGACAGGUGAUAUCUGUCACACUGGGGACAUUGGAGAAAAUGUUGUUGUUUUCUUGUUAGGAAUAUGCAAAUGUUUCAGCAAAAAGUAAAACAGAUGAUAACCAGCGCCUUUCACAGAUAAGGUAAACAGCAUUUACCUUAAAAAAAUAAAAAAUAAAUAAAAAGAGAUUUACUUAGAUUAUUGCAACCUCCCUUAUUCAUAUCUUCCCAAUAUAUUCUUCAACAAAUGCAAAAAUAAAAGGAUGUAAAAAAACAAAACAAAACAAUGUAAUAAAGCUUUAAAUAGCACUUCCACACAGAGCAGCUAUUUCAUUCAGUAUUUGGUAGAAGGCACUGCAAACUGAUUUUUUUUUCUUCUUAGUUUACAAUAUAUGCAAUUCUGUUACAGUUCCUUAACAUAUGCCCAAAUGUGCUCAGACGCAUCCCUGGUCCACACCAGAAACUCUUUGUCAAUUUUGACAAACUGUGGGAGUUUGUGAAGGACAUGGUGCAAUCUCAUCGAGAGACACUGGACAAAAAUUGCCCACGUGACUUCAUAGACAGCUUCCUGAUAAGGAUGGAGGAGGUAAUAUGAUACAAUUUAUGAAUUGUGCAAAUCUAGGAAUAAUGAAGCAAGUAGAUGUUUAACAACAAGUUUGAAUUAUGUCCCAGGAAAAUAAUCACAGUACAGAAUUUCAUGAGGAGAAUUUACUGGGAACAAUUAGAGAUUUGUUCUUUGCUGGGACAGAGACUUCAAGCGUGACUCUGCAAUAUGCGUUCCUAAUUCUUCUCAAGUAUCCAGAAAUACAAGGUAUCAUUGUCAAUUAAUACCACUGUUCUAUGAUAUAACUCUGUUUGUGGAACUGAGUGCUCAUCAGCCCACACAAUGUUACCUUCAUAGCCAGGAUAUACACAGUGGAAAAAUCCACAUUGGAAAUAAAUUAAAUUGCUAAAAUCUUACAAAGUUUAAGUGGGAGUUAUAAGAAAAAACACUUUAAUCUUUAAUACAUACUCUUGUUUCCUUUCGUAUUUCAAUUCAGAGAAAAUCCACCGCGAGAUUGAUGAUAUAAUAGGUCUAGAUCGAUGCCCAUCAGUGGAAGACAGGAGUAAGAUGCCGUAUACUGAUGCUGUAAUUCAUGAAAUCCAACGAUUUGCUGACAUUGCUCCUCUUGGGCUUGUCCAUGCAACCACCAAAGAUAUAACCUUCAAGGGAUAUGAUAUUCAGAAGGUUCAGUCUUCAAUAUCAAAUUGUUUUCAUAAAAAUACAUGUAAACAUUUUAUUCAUAGCUGGUAUUUUUAGCUAUGUAUAAAAACACUUUAUGUCUAUGUCAGAAAGAACCCAUGAAUUGUUUGUCACCACUGAUACACUGCAGGACAUAAAUAUGUUCCCUUGGCUGCUGACUAGGUGGAAUGUCCCCCAACCCGUUGCCCCCAAUAACACACAAGAGACCUCGUUAAGUUGGGUAAGGGCAACAGCCACAGCUUUAUUGAUUAUACAUGCCAGCAAGUCUAUACUGUCAGCUGUUCGGGUGAUUCACCAACAGACAGGUCUAUCCCAUCAAACCAUAAGUCCAGAGCAGCCUGCCUCCGCCAUGAGCUCCCAGCAGGCUGCAAGUCCCCAAGCCUCCUCAGCAACUUCUUCCCCUUCUGCCUACGCUGGCCAGGACUCCCGCAUGCUGUGGCAAAAGAAGAAAUCAGAAACCAACAACAAGCACCAGAAAAAGACCAACAAUUCCAUAUGUACGAGAAAAGUCCUAGGGAGGUAGGGAGGGAAAGUCAGGAUCCCUGCACUUUCUAAACGAUGACUGGUAAAUCCCCUCCCCUCACUGUCCUUAUAACCUGCAGUCAUUUUGCAACUUUGUAUCACUAUAUUCCCCACCCCUCGGCUUAGCAUCAGUCACGGCCCCUUCCUUGUCAGUCCAGGGAGGGUCUUUCUAUGACCUUUAAACCAAGUCAAUUGAAAUAGGGCAGUCAGCCUGAUGAGGGAUUGACACAUAAACGUGUUUAAUUGUGCUAUCCUACAAUUGAAUGUCUGCUCUUAAAGAUUUGGUUUUAAAUUUGAUGCUUUGGCACUGACAAUUUAUUUUAAUUAUUUUAGGGAACUUUGGUUUUGCUAGUUCUGACCUCAGUUCUAAAGGAUCCAAAAUACUUUAAAAACCCUCUACACUUUGACCCUGGUCAUUUUCUGGAUGAGAAUGGCUGCUUUAAGAAGAAUGAUGCCUUCAUGCCAUUUUCAGCAGGUGAUAACAUUAAUAUUCAUAUAUUAAUAUGUUAGAGAGAGUUUCACCAGUGACUAACAAACCUUUCUCCUUAAUCUUGCACUCUCUCUGUCUUCAGGUAAACGUGCGUGUGUUGGGGAGGGUUUGGCCCGCAUGGAGCUUUUCCUCUUUUUCACGACCAUCUUGCAAAAUUUCAUCCUUAAACCAACAGUGGAUAAAGAAGACAUUGAAAUCACUCCUGAGCCAAACACCAACGCUACAAGACCUUGUGCUUACCAAAUGUAUGCUGUCCCUCGUUCUGAAUCCUAA
This is a messenger RNA of Pelobates cultripes (western spadefoot toad), 10293 nucleotides long. The record is from the annotation of a GenBank genome assembly. Lineage: Eukaryota; Metazoa; Chordata; Amphibia; Anura; Pelobatidae.